Molecule: messenger RNA, 1125 nt
Organism: Parastagonospora nodorum SN15
Lineage: Eukaryota; Fungi; Ascomycota; Dothideomycetes; Pleosporales; Phaeosphaeriaceae
Exons: 3
Coding region: 1-1125 (374 amino acids)
Molecular function (GO): hydrolase activity
Source: RefSeq, a predicted model, not a curated record
AUGUCUACUUCUACAGUACAAACACAGACUACGACUGAGCCUAGACUAGCGAUCAGGAAAGAGCAUUUGGCUGGCCUCGACCCAGAAUGGGUAGAGUUGUGGCAUGCUCAUGGGGCGCAUAUGGUCAGAGCAGAUGAACUGUCACUCGAGGAGUAUCGUGAGAAUCCUGCCCAGUACAGCUUCACACAUCCUACGUGUGCAGGUCCCGAUGUCUUUCAUGUGGAAGAUAUACAGAUGCCUGUAACAACUCCAGUCGGGGAGAUAACAGUUAGAGUGUACUCACCAGAGGGUCCGGGGCCAUUCCCAGUGCACUUAAACUUCCAUGGAGGCGGAUGGGUACUUGGUGGUUUGAAGAGUGAAGCCGCAUGGUGCCGGCACAUGUGUAAUAAGGCGAACAUCAAAGUCAUCGAUGUCGACUACAGGAUGGCGCCCGAAUUUCCUUUCCCAACCAGCAUCUAUGAUUGCUGGGAUGCGGUCAAAUGGGCAAUAGCCAACGUCGAAUCUCUCAACAUCGACCCGAGUAGCGUUUCCAUCGGCGGACUGUCUGCAGGAGGUCAAAUGUCCGCCGUCCUUGCACAUUUCGCACGAGACGAGGGUGUAGAUCUCAAGCUACACAUGAUGAUCGUUCCUGCAACGGACAUGCGAUAUUGCAUGAAAGGCCUGAAGCUGAACGAAUCGAAUUGUCCGUACCAGAGUGUACAUCUGUUUCACGACGUACCAUGGGGUCCUUUGGGUCGCGAACAAUGGUUCCUGAAGUACUGGCUCGGUGACAGCAAAGGUACAAUUCCUGAAACAAAUUCACGAUCCAAGUCCGAAGUUAACAAGAUGAUAGAGCAACAAGAGAAAGCGCUGAACAACUGGAUCUGUACCCCAGUGUUGGCUCCUUCAUUUCAGAAUCUCUCCCCGGCACACAUCAUAACUGCAGAGUUUGAUCUUGAGAGAGAUGAAGGCGAGUAUUAUGGCGAGCUUUUGCGUAAGGCUGGUAACAACGUUACUGUGAAGCGUUAUACCGGUAUGCCUCAUGCUUUUGGUCAUUACAACCACCCUGAGCGUGGUUUGAAGAAGAGUUUUGAGUACAUAGAAGACACAAGUAGGAUUCUGCGGAGUGUCCACUACGGCGCGUAA